Paramisgurnus dabryanus is the source of this 1607-nucleotide messenger RNA. NCBI's taxonomy places the organism in Eukaryota, Metazoa, Chordata, Actinopteri, Cypriniformes, Cobitidae. The record is from RefSeq and is a predicted model, not a curated record.
UGCACAAAUAACCCACAACACCCAUAUAAAAUCACACAACAAACGCAUAGUACGAGUAUUUUUUACUUUGAAGUUAAUAUUAUUUUAAAACUGUGGUUUUUGAUCACCAACUGCAGAAAUUUGUGAUCCUCUAAUUACAAGAACAUGUCUGUGACAGUUUACCUUAUGUUCUUACUAUGUACUGUUUGGUUUUGUUUUGUAGGUCAUCACUGACAGUCUGUAUUUAACUGAUGAUAGAAAUGUGGCAAUUUUUCCAAAUGCUGAAGGGUCUUUCAGUUCAUUGGAUUUGACCUUUAGGGCCCACUAUGAGGUCCAUGGGGAUUCUUUGGAGACCUCUACAAACAGCCCAGCAACCUCUGCAUUUGCCUCAAUGCCAGGUCAGCGACGCUUCUCUUUCACAAGGCCAUCACAAUCUGCAUCUGCAACAACAGCCCAUGCAUGCCGAACCUGGACAAGAGCAAUAAAUGUUGCAGAGGUGCAAGAUGGGAAACCUGUCCCAAAAAGUGUUGUUAUGGUGCGGUUUUCGGAGUCUGAGGCCAACGUCCCAGGCAUUGUUCAGAAGCUUCAAGUGGACUUAAGGGCUACAGAACCUCCUGUUUUGCUGGAUGCUAAUUGGAACGAAAUAAUGGAUUCUGAGGGGACACGUGGUUCUCCAUAUUGGAGACAAAACUCCAGAAAAAUUAAUGCAAUGCUCAUUAGUCAGUUUGCCAAGCUUCAUCAUCGCCAAAAAAGGAUGAGGGAAGAAGAUUCUGGAUUAAGGGAUAUUUUGGAUAAGAUUGAGGAGGUUUUGGAGGCAUCGCAUGGUCUAGAGGGUGUUGCUGCUACACUUCGAGAGCUCACCACACUGGCCACAAGGGACAGAAACCAAGUCAACACACAGCAGGCAUUGCAUCUCAAACAGGCUUUUACCUGCCUUGUUUGUAGAGACAUCAUCAGUGAACCUGUGCUGUCUGAGUGUUGCCGGAGCCUUGUUGGCUGUAGAGGUUGCAUAGAACAGUGGGCAUCAACUUCAAACCAGUGCGUGAAGUGCAGGUCUGAGUUCUCUAUGAACAACAUCAUCAGGGUAGUUGGUCUGUCAGCUGUUUUAGAUGUUGUGAAAGAGCUUGAAAGUAGAAGUGUAUAAAUGCUUUAAUCUUUUUUCUCGAGUUUGUGAAAUUCAACUGGUUACAGGUUGUCAAAUUAUACACAGAAAAAUUGUUCCCUAGUAAUGUUUGUUUAACAUGUGUUAUGUAGUUUUGUUUCACAGUAAGACUAUGUUCAUGUUAAGUAUUUCAAGGUUGCAGGAUGCACACACGCAUUCCAAGGCAAACAACAAGACAAGUUUUGAUUAAGCUGUUUUAUUUGCCUGUCCUCAGUUAAAAAUUACAAUUGUAUUUAACCAUUUAAUAACUGUGAAAAUAAAAAAUUUACAAACGUUUACGAACUUGUUUUAUAACAGUUAUCAAACUAUAAUCUCUUAUAAAUCUUUACAAAGAAUGCAUGGGAGUACACAGACCUGCUUUAAUGAUUGGAAUAUCUGUGAGUAAUAUUGAUAAGGGACAUAACUGCUUCCUGGAAAACUCUGUAAUUGUUGUUAAUUACAUCGUUGUACAGAAUGGACAGGUCAG